AUGUUUGCAGAAUCAACCUGCCGUGCAAAGUCGACAUCAUUGGCCAAGCCUAUUCGAUUGGUAACUCAUUGCCGAUGUCAAAACAGACGUCACCUACACCGCCGUUGUACAUCUUCGCUGGUUGACAAUGACUGGGUUUCCUCCAUCAUACGAGAAAACUGGACUGGAUGCCGGACAAUGCAACCACCUGACUCGCCGCUAAUUAUAUUGCUCCUCCGAGUCUCCGACCCCCCUCGCGCAGGCUCAACCCCCCCAGAACUCCCUAUGGGGUCUCUAAAAUGGGGGCCUGGAGAGGAACGCUGGGGUUUUCAAGUGGGCUCAGUUCAGUGCAACCUGGGUCUUGUUCGCAUCUCCAUCUCCAAUGACCCAUGGGGCAAUGUCAGUUGGCUGAUUCCUGAGGCACAAGGAAAAGAGAGCCACAGGAUUGUCACAUUCUCGCAGCCGAAGCCGCAGACGGAACACUGGGAUCUUGACAGUGUGCCAAUGCACAACAUGGGCAAAUGA
This is a messenger RNA of Colletotrichum orchidophilum, 504 nucleotides long. RefSeq lists its product as uncharacterized. Lineage: Eukaryota; Fungi; Ascomycota; Sordariomycetes; Glomerellales; Glomerellaceae. Bases 1 to 504 code for a protein of 167 amino acids. The record is from RefSeq and is a predicted model, not a curated record. The transcript has a single exon.